Melanaphis sacchari is the source of this 1563-nucleotide messenger RNA. Its product is annotated as sorting nexin-4-like. Gene Ontology annotation, biological process: protein transport. Gene Ontology annotation, molecular function: phosphatidylinositol binding. The transcript has 10 exons. The record is from RefSeq and is a predicted model, not a curated record. The coding region runs from base 149 to 1324 and encodes 391 amino acids. NCBI's taxonomy places the organism in Eukaryota, Metazoa, Arthropoda, Insecta, Hemiptera, Aphididae.
AUAAUUAUCCAUUCAUUUUACUAUUGUUAUGUUACUGACUUAUAUUUUUUAUAGUCGUAUUAUUUUUUUUUACGCCCAAAAUCUGCUUAAAAAUAAAGAGUAACUGAUUAUCUUCAUUGAAAUAACGAUUUAACGAUUUUCAUCACCUAUGGAUAACUCCACAAAAUCUCAAACGUUGAUCGAUCAUGCAAGUAUUGGUAUCACAGAAGCUGACAAGCGUAUGAAUUCAGCAUUAAGCCUUAAGGAAUACUAUACUGUAUACAUCAUUGAAACAAAAAUUGACAGUGAGACAUGGGCUGAAUCAAAAGGAAUGCAAAAAUUGUCAUUGGCAACUCGACGAUAUACUGACUUUGUGACACUUCAUAACCACUUGGGGGAUAAAUAUCCUUGGGUUAUCAUACCACCGCUGCCAGAAAAGAAACAAUCUUUUAUGUGGAACAGUGAAGCUGUGUCUGAUACUAUGGAUCCAGAUUUUAUUGAUAGAAGACGUGCAGGACUAGAGGGUUUUCUCAAGAGAAUAGCUAGCCAUUCUGAAAUAGGUUAUGAUGAAUGUUUUCUAAAAUUUUUAGGCGAAUGUGAUAAUUGGAUAGAUUUAUCAAAACCGCAUAACAACAUCUUAAAAGAUACAGAGCUUACAAUUAAAACAAUGAACGCAUCAUUAAGAGGUAGAAAUUCUGAUAAUCGAUUUGAAGCAAUUAAAACAUAUAGCAAUAAAUUACAGGGUUCUAUAAAUAAGAUAUUAACAUAUCGAGCAAAACAAGCACAGCGACUCUACAACGUAGAUAUGAUUCAUUUACACUAUGGUAGAAUUUUUAGUGAACUCAGUGCUGUAGAUAAUGAUAUUGGUGAUGCAGUUCAGAGAACAGGUCAUUAUAUGGACUCAAUUGCUUCAGCUAUUAGUCCAGCAUUGGAAGAUGAAGAGGUUAUUAUGGACCAAUUAAAAGAAUACUUGGCUUUUACAAACUCUCUGCACACUUUUGUCAAAAAUCAUGAUACACUGAAUUAUAACUUAAACCAGUUAAAUAAUAUGUCAAAUACUAAAGAAACCAGUGGGAUAAUGUCCAGACUUUUUGGUUAUACUGCAGCUGCAGCUGAUCGUGAUGCAGCAGCAAUUGAAGCUUAUGAAAAUAAGAAAAUAGAAGCCAAAGCAAAGUAUUCUGAGUUUGUUGAUAAAUCAUUAGAAAAUUACAAAGAAUUUGAGAACCAAAAAGACUUAGAUCUUAUGAAAAUUCUUAAAGAUUAUGUAGCAUUCCAAACUAAGUAUGCUCAAAAGGGACUUCAAACGUGGAAAAAUAUUUUACACAGCAUACAAAGUAUUGAAUAAACCAUUGCAGCCUUUACAUAUCAUCAUUAUUUAAGUCAAUUAUUAAUUAAUUUUAUUCAUCAUUAUGUACCUAAAUAGUCAUUUUUAUGUUAAUUUAAUACUAGGUCAUUCCAAUAUUGUUGAAAAUAGUCUACUUAAAACUGUGAAUGCUGCUAAUGAAUCACUGAAACAAAUUUUAAGUAGGCAUUUCUCGAAUUCAUUAUAUUGUUAUUUAUUUUAUAAUUAAAUUGUAUAAUCAU